AGAGAAUGAGAAGAGAGGGAAAUAAGAAACAGAUUUGUGUAAUCUUGGUGAGUUGUGACUCUUCUGUCUCCAUACAGUGAGGUUGUUGUAUUGGAGGUAGAUGUGAACUCUUUAGAAAGAUUUCAGAUGUUGAUUCAACAGGACUUGAAUGUUUUUAGAAAAUGGUUCCCUCUGGAUUCUGCCAUUUGGAGGCUGUUUACAGCUACCUUUAAUUAGGAUUUGACAUCAUCCUUACAGUGCUAUCAAUAUAAUGAUCAUAGGUUUGAUUGAAGGAAAUUCUUGAACUGAAGAUAAAUACUGUGGUAUACAAUGAAGGUAUGGUGAUAAAGGCUCUUCUAUAAUUUAUGUUGCUGUGUUGCCCCCUUUUGACAAUCUACUAACAUCCCACCUAUGACACUUUGACCUGGUUUCACACAGACAAGGCUUCAGCAAACUCCAGACUAAACGAUUUCAGCCAUUGUUUUUGUCAUACUGCAUACCAGGCUCCUGUUUUUUUUCUGAGACACAUUUAAACUAAAAGCUUUAAUGUCAUCAUUUAACUAAAGCUCAAUCUCUGUGUGUAAAACCAGGCUAUGCCUUUUAAACAAUAUAGUAGCCUAUGUUUGUUUUAAUGCAUUCAUUUUAAAUGUUGUUUGAUCAAUUAUCUAUUGUUUAAACGUGUCUUUACUUUUUUCUAUUUCAAAUGUUAAUUGUAUGCGUAAAUAUCUCACCACUCUGGCUUGAAUGCUCAAUCAAUUAUGACACACAUCAGAAGGAUUUAAUCUGUUAUUUUCCUAAGGAAUUAUUAAACCCCAAAAAAAUAAUUCAUAAAUAAAGGCAGAGCAUUAUCACACUGUUAUUCAGACUGUGACAUUAUGUGUGAGACUGCCAUUUAGUGAACUUGUUUAUUAUAUGACUGACACGCCUGUUUGCACACGUUUCAUAAACUCAACCAGGAAAUUCUUGAGUUCAGGGAAACUGAAACUGUUGGGCUGUUGUGUGUUUCGUCUUCUUUCUGUGAGUACAUACGGUGAAAUGGCAGAAGCCAGUAUUUCAGUGGUUCCGGACCGGUUUAUCUGUUCAAUCUGUCUGGAUCUACUGAAGGAUCCAGUGACCAUUCCCUGUGGACACAGUUACUGUAUGAGCUGUAUUACAGACUGCUGGGAUCAGAAGAGAAACUACAGCUGCCCUCAGUGCAGACAGACUUUUACUACAAGACCUGAUUUAGGUAAAAACACCAUGCUGGAUGAAGUGGUAGAGAAACUGAAGAAGACAAAACUACAACCUGCUGCCACUGGACGACUUCAGCAGAUGAUCUGCCCUCAACAUGAGAAACCUUUAGAGAUUUACUGUAAAACUGAUCAGCUCUGUAUAUGUUAUCUGUGUAUUGUGGGAAAGCACAAGAAUCACAACACUAUACCAGCUAAAGAAGAGAGGACUAAGAAACAGAAAGAACUGAAGAAGACACAGAGAAAAUACCAGCAGAGAAUCCAGGAGAGUCAGAAGAAGCUUCAGGAGCUGAGAGAUGCUGUGGAGACUCAUAAGCGCUCUGCACAGACAGCAGUGGAUGACACUGAGAGGAUCCGAUCCAUUGAGAGAAGACGAUCUGAGGUGACACAGCUGAUCAGAGAUCAGGAAAAGACUGCAGUGAGUGAAGCUGAAGGACUCUUGAAGCGACUGGAGCAGGAGAUUGAUGAUCUGAGGAGGAGAGACGCUGAGCUGGAGCAGCUUUCACACACAGAUGAUCACAUCCAUUUCCUCCAGAGUUUUCAGUCUCUCUCUGUUCCUCCUGGAUCUUCAGACUCACUCACUUUUGAUGAUGUAGGAAAAUCUGUGUCUCAUCUGAGAGAGAAACUGGAGGAUUUCUGUAAAGAAGAGAUAGAAAAGAUAUUUGAUAAAAGUAAAGCACUUGCACCUGAGACCAGGGAGCAGUUCCUAAAAUAUUAUCAUCACUUCACUGCAGAUCCAAACACAGCACAUAAACAUCUCUGUCUGUAUGAGGGGAACAAAGUGAUUACUAAAACUAACACAGUCCAGCCAUAUCCUCAUCAUCCAGACAGAUUUACUGGUUAUCCUCAGGUGUUGUGUAGUGAGAGUGUGAGUGGACGCUGUUACUGGGAGGUUGAGUGGAGAGGUAAUGUGGAUAUAUCAGUGUCAUAUAAGAGCAUCAGCAGGAAGGGAGAGGGUGAUGAGUGUUUGUUUGGAUUUAAUGAUCAGUCCUGGAGUUUGUGCUGCUGUAACUCCAGAUAUUUAUUCAGGCACAAUAAGAUUGUCACUAAACUCCCUGUAGUGUCCAGAUCUUCUAGAAUAGGAGUUUAUGUGGAUCACAGUUCAGGAUCUCUGUCCUUCUACAGCGUCUCUGACACAAUGACCCUCAUCCACAGAGUCAACACCACAUUCACUAAACCUCUCUAUCCUGGGUUUUAUGUUGAUCUUGGAUCAGUGAAACUGUGUGAUAUAACAAUAUAGAUGAACAGAGAGUCUACAAUUAUAUUGUUACAUACAUUGAACUCAAAAGUGUAUAGAAAUCUUCACACUGCAUCUAGUAAUGAUUGUAAAGUAAACAGGACUAUAAAGUCAUCAAUGACUAUAACAGCACAAACAUCAUCUCACUGUUUAUAUGUUUUUCCAUGCAGGAUUGCGUCACAUUCAAUGACCCCGCUGUGUAGAUUUAUUGUGCAAAUGUUUAUUAUAAAUUCACUGAUAUUUUAGAAACUAAAAAUAGUAAAUACUGCAGUAGUACUUUAUGUUAGCUCUAGUGCUGUUUGAAUGUUUUUCUUACAGCACUUUGUUGUAUUUUGUUGCUUUAUUCAGUAAAUUUUUGUAUUGAUGGUUAAACUGAGUCUCUCAUUCAGUCUUGUGUUUAUUUUUGGACUCUUGAUUUAUCAGCAGAUUCAGGUGAAUGUAACCGCUUGAUAAACACAAAUGUAGAUGUGUCUGUAUGAUGCUGUCACAUAGUGGAUGUGUUUAUUUUCUCAUUGACAUCUGUUUGUACAACAGUGUUGCUAUUGUCAGUAUAU
Messenger RNA from Paramisgurnus dabryanus, 2999 nucleotides. The record is from RefSeq and is a predicted model, not a curated record. NCBI's taxonomy places the organism in Eukaryota, Metazoa, Chordata, Actinopteri, Cypriniformes, Cobitidae.